Didymella exigua CBS 183.55 is the source of this 1640-nucleotide messenger RNA. RefSeq lists its product as uncharacterized. The record is from RefSeq and is a predicted model, not a curated record. The transcript has a single exon. Lineage: Eukaryota; Fungi; Ascomycota; Dothideomycetes; Pleosporales; Didymellaceae. The coding region runs from base 213 to 1274 and encodes 353 amino acids.
GAUGGAUCAUGUUCGGCGUGGACCGCUGCGCCAAUGACUAGCCGCCUCCGAGGCCGCACCAGGGGCUCGAUGGGGCUAAAGGACAUCUACGUCGUUUGGGACAACAAUGCGCUGCUGUGUACACCCGCAUUGAUUGCUCGUGAUGGAUUGAACGCGAGACAUGACACUUUUGACUUGACAGGCGCACCGUGUGGCCUGUGUGCGCGAACAUAAUGGACCUUGGGAACGGCUCACAGCGACACGCAUGUGAUGACGCAAUACGACCCAUGCAGGACAAGGUGAAGGCCAGCAGCCCAGACGAGACGAAGUCUGGACAUAAACGUAGCAAAUCGGGCGGCAUCCUUGGCAGUCUUUCGUUUCUAAGGUCCAGAGAUGUCACCAGAAAGCCUGCGCUGAAGCUGGAGGUGGAGGACGAAGGGCAGACGGAGGACACAGAAGCUGUACAGGAACGCUCCUCCCUUGCGACUGCCUUGCGCCAGAAUGGGCAGGCACGAAAGAGAAAAGGCUCGCUGAGGAAGGCAGCAAUGGCGAAGAUGCGCGAACGGAGUGGCUCGCUGCGCAAGGACCGAGCCCCAGUGAAGCCGCCUACCAUUGUCACGACCAUGAGCACGAUCUCGCUCGAAGACGACCAUACACAUCACCGACGCUUCAGCUACGAGAACGCUCCUCUCAACUCAUCUUCAGACAGCGGAUGGCUUUUGCCCGAAAGCGAACUGUCUCAAUCUACACCUGCACCUGGCCAGGAAGCGCCAGAACACCCACGCCUACUUACCUCGCCUAUCACCAGCCCAUUUGGACCAUACGCAUCGACGACAGACGAAGACGAAGCUCUUUCGUUCUACCGACCUCCAAUGUCUGGAAGCAGUAGUACGCUGUACAGCUUAUCUGCGCAAGAUCCCUCUGUUCAGCGCCGGCGGUCAAAUCGAUCUGAUCGGCGCACCUCCUUGACGAUAGUUCAAACGCCCGCUGACCUCGAAAUCGAAGAUGACUGGGAUUACAGCGAGACAGAAUGGUGGGGCUGGGUCGUCCUCGUUGUGACCUGGAUUGUUUUCGUUGUCGGUAUGGGCUCGUGUCUUGGAGUAUGGAGCUGGGCCUGGGAUGUCGGUGAGACACCGUAUGCACCACCGGAGCUGGAGGACGACGAGUCAUUGCCCAUUGUGGGGUAUUAUCCAGCGCUGAUAGUGUGCACAGCAGUCAUGAGCUGGGUGUGGGUGGUGAUAGCCUGGGUGGGCAUGAAGUACUUUCGACAUUCGAAGAUGGUUGGGGACGACUGACGCAUCUGCCAACCUCCUCUCACAAUGCAAAAGUAACGGGAUCUUCCACUAAGUCUGUCGAAAAAACGUGCGCAAUGUCAUGUUGUAGGCGCAGAUGGCACAUGGCAGACAAUAAGAACAGUCACCUGGGAUCAAACUGUUGACUCGCUUUUAUAGACAUGCGUCGACCGUGUAGGCUUCAGGAAACCGCAAAAAGAGAAUUAGAAGAAUCCCAGGCAUACCGGGCACUGAAGCUUGUCGCUUCUGUGGAUCGAACACAGUACCUCCAGAUUUAGCGACUGAACUUCAGUCUGGCGCUCUCCCAAGUGAGCUAAAGCGACUAAUCAGGAUUGAUGUGUUUUACAGUAAAUAUAUAAUUUAUAUAAU